AUGUCGUCGUCCUAUCGAGUGAUUCAACAUACCAUUGAUUGCUGCCACACUAGAGAUUACAUCGCAGCGACUGCCAAUGGUGACGCCGAUGCCCCGAAACUAUCGGUGAAGCAAUAUAUUCCACUUAAUAAUCCUACACCCGAGCCAGGAGAUAUUACCAUCAUCGGCGCGCAUGCAAAUGGGUUUCCAAAGGAGCUAUAUGAGCCUCUAUGGGAAGAGAUUUAUCAACGAUCAGCUCAAGCGCGCCUCCAGAUUCGGUCGAUUUGGAUUGCAGAUAUGUGGAAUCAAGGCCAGUCCGGUGUCAUCAAUGAGAAGAUACUUGGGAAUGAUCCGAGCUGGUCCGAUCACUCGAGGGAUCUGAUGCACUUAAUCAACCAGAACCAGGCUUCCAUGCCUCAUCCAAUAGUAGGAAUUGGCCAUAGUAUGGGUGGUACUCAACUUUCUUUGUUAGCUUUGAACCACCCACGCCUACUCCGGUCGCUCGUUCUGCUCGACCCAGUCAUCCAAGAGCGCAACGGAAGCAUCUCUCCAGCAAAAGCAUCUACGCCCCGUCGAGACAUCUGGCCAUCCCGGCAGACUGCAGCAGCAAGAUUUAAGGGUGGAAAGUUCUUUCAGACUUGGGAUCCACGGGUAUUGGACCGUUGGAUUGAGUACGGCCUCCGUCAAGUUCCGACGGAACUUUACCCACGUGGUCAUUUUGACAAUGACGACGCCGUGACGUUAACAACCUCGAAACACCAGGAACUUUUCACAUUCCUCAGGCCUACGUACCGGCAAAGCCCCAGCGAGAAGUAUGUUGACAAAGAUCCUGUUUCAGAUACGGAGUACCCUGGAUAUCCAUUUUACCGGCCCGAACCUCUCCAGGUCUUCCGUCGCCUGCCAGAAAUGCGCCCUAGUGUCCUCUAUAUCUUUGGGGGUAGUUCGGAGCUUUCACAUCCACAGCAGCGUGAAAAGAAGAUGGCACAGACAGGUGUAGGUGUUGGUGGUAGUGGUGGCGCUGUUGCCGGUCGUGUGAAGGAGGUAAUUCUUGACUGUGGCCACCUUGUAGCCAUGGAGAAGGUUUUGGAGUGUGCAGAUGCAAUCACCUCUUUUCUAGCGAGCGAGCUCGAGUUAUGGAGAAAGGAGAAUCGGGAAUUUGAGACAUAUUGGAACAAGAAGAGCAGGCGGGAGCAGAUCAUGAUGGACAAGGCCUGGGCUGAUAACAUUGAUCCGAGUGUGAAGCCUUCGGGCCGUAACAAACUCUGA
This is a messenger RNA of Clonostachys byssicola, 1245 nucleotides long. The record is from the annotation of a GenBank genome assembly. NCBI's taxonomy places the organism in Eukaryota, Fungi, Ascomycota, Sordariomycetes, Hypocreales, Bionectriaceae.